AUGGGUAGCAUCAACUUUCCACGGUUGUUGGGAAGAUCAAAUGAGAUGCCAGUUGGAGUGGGCACAAAACCCCGAGGUUUGGAGCCAUGGAUGAUUGUUCUUAUUGUCAUAGUAGGACUAUUGAUUGCAAGCAUAACCAUUGGUCUUCUGGUUCAUUUCUUGGUCUUUGAUCAGAGGCUAGAGUACUAUCAUGGCACUUUUAAAAUUUCAGAUGCACAGCUGAAUGCUAAUGCUGAACAAGGCUAUGGAUACCAAUACAAGAACUUACGUGAGAGGAGUGAAAUCUUGGUAGAUGAAACAUUUAUGGAUUCUGUCUUAAGCAAACAUUAUAUUAAGAAUCAUGUAAUCCAACUGACUCCAGAGAUAGAUGGUGUGAAAGCAGAUAUUGUGAUGGUGUUUCAGUUUCCCUUCAAAGAGAGAAGAGAAACAAGGGAGAAAAAGAUUCAUAGCAUUUUAAAUCAGAAAAUACGGGCCACAAGAGCUCUGAAAAUAGAUACCUCUUCACUUCAGCUCAAUGCUAUGAGCUCAACAACGGGCAAGCUAACUGUCCAAUCAUGUUGUGGCAAACGAGUGACUCCAACAAUAAUCAACAGAAUAAUUGGUGGAGAAAUUGCACCAAAGUCUGCUUGGCCAUGGCAAGCCAGCCUUCAGCAUAACGAUGUGCAUCAAUGUGGUGGCGCUUUGAUUAGUAACACAUGGCUUGUUACUGCAGCUCACUGCUUUAAGAAUUAUCCCAGCCCACGUGGAUGGACAAUUAGCUUUGGUAUAACUAUUAACCCUCCCUUGAUGAAAAGAAAUAUCAAAAAAAUUAUAGUCCAUGAAAGGUACCGUUCUCCAGCACGAGAAUAUGACAUUGCAGUAGUACAGUUUUCUCCCAAAGUCACCUUUACUGAUGAUAUACGCCGGAUUUGUCUACCAGAGGCAUCUGAUCAUUUCCCAUCUAAUUCAACAGUCUUUAUCACAGGAUUUGGAGCACUUAACUAUGGUGGGGACUCACAGAAUGAACUUCGACAAGCCUCAGUGGAAAUCAUAAGUGAUGAAAUAUGCAGGCAGCCACAUGUAUAUGGCAAAGAGAUAACAUUUGGAAUGUUUUGUGCUGGUUUCUUGGAAGGAAUUUAUGAUGCCUGCAGGGGUGACUCUGGAGGACCCCUCGUUGUAAAAGAUUAUAAAGAUACUUGGUAUCUCCUUGGAAUUGUGAGCUGGGGUGAUAACUGUGGUCGUGUGAAUAAGCCUGGAGUCUAUACCCAAAUAACUUAUUAUCGGCAGUGGAUUACCUCAAAAACUGGUCUCUGA
Molecule: messenger RNA, 1293 nt
Organism: Gracilinanus agilis (Agile Gracile Mouse Opossum)
Lineage: Eukaryota; Metazoa; Chordata; Mammalia; Didelphimorphia; Didelphidae
Gene: TMPRSS11A
Product: transmembrane serine protease 11A
Exons: 10
Coding region: 1-1293 (430 amino acids)
Biological process (GO): proteolysis
Cellular component (GO): plasma membrane; extracellular region
Molecular function (GO): serine-type endopeptidase activity
Source: RefSeq, a predicted model, not a curated record